Messenger RNA from Lepus europaeus (European hare), 4020 nucleotides. RefSeq names its product homeostatic iron regulator (gene HFE). NCBI's taxonomy places the organism in Eukaryota, Metazoa, Chordata, Mammalia, Lagomorpha, Leporidae. Gene Ontology annotation, biological process: response to iron ion starvation; regulation of iron ion transport; positive regulation of T cell mediated cytotoxicity. Gene Ontology annotation, molecular function: transferrin receptor binding. Gene Ontology annotation, cellular component: external side of plasma membrane. The coding region runs from base 453 to 1499 and encodes 348 amino acids. The transcript has 6 exons. The record is from RefSeq and is a predicted model, not a curated record.
GAUUGCAUGACUUAAGUCGUGAAAGAUAUUUCGGCAGAGCCUAUCUGUUAACCUAAUGGUCUCAUUUUAAUAGAGCAAAAUGAAGUUUUUACUGGGGGAAAAUUGUUUCCAAAUCAAACAAGAUGAACAAGUUGGAGUACGCUGGAGCUAAAAGUUUGGAAGAUGUGUAAUUCCGUAUUUGUUUACUAUUUAAACAUUCCUAUCUGGAUCAGAAAAACCCUUUGGUCUGCUCUCGUCGGCUCAGCAAGACCCCUGCAGAUUUAAAGACCUGGCGCACGGCGGGGUCGCUGCGGGUUUCACCAGCGGGCGCCAGACCCGUCUCUGCUCGCCCAUGGCCCGGAAAGGGAUCUCAGUCGCCAGGAAGUUUCCCCCGGCACCCAGGAGCCUCGGCCCCGGCCCGAGGGGACGUCUUGGGCCGUCCGCACCUCCCCGCCCCGCGCCGAGGCAGGGAGAUGCGCCCGCGCGCGCAGCCCGCGUUGCUCCUGCUGCUGUUCGUGCGCGCCGUGGUCCCGCAGGCGCGACCCCCGCGUUCCCACUCUCUGCUCUACCUCUUCAUGGGCGCCUCCCAGCCUGACCUCGGGCUGCCCUUGUUUGAGGCUUUAGGUUACCUGGACGACCAGCUGUUUGUGUCCUAUGAUCAUGAGAGUCGCAGAGCAGAGCCCCGGGCCCUGUGGCUCCAAGGUGGGACCUCGAGCCAGCUGUGGCUGCAGCUAAGUCAGAGCCUGAAGGGGUGGGAUCAUAUGUUCACUGUUGACUUCUGGACAAUCAUGGACAACCACAACCACAGCCAAGGGUCCCACACCCUGCAGGUGAUCCUGGGUUGUGAGGUGCGAGAGGACAACAGCACCAGGGGCUUCUGGAAGUAUGGGUAUGAUGGCCAGGACCACCUGGAAUUCUGCCCCGAGACGCUGGAUUGGAAAGCAGCAGAGCCUGGGGCCCAGGCCACCAAGCUGGAGUGGGAAGUGCACAAGAUUCGAGCCAAGCAGAACAAGGUCUAUCUGGAAAGGGACUGCCCCGAACAGCUGCAGCAGUUGUUGGAAGUGGGGAGAGGGGCUCUGGACCAGCAAGUGGCUCCUUCGGUGACGGUAACACGCCACAUGUCCUCUGCCACCACCACUCUGCGGUGUCGGGCUCUGCACUUCUACCCCCCAAACAUCACCAUGCAGUGGCUGAAGGACAGGCAGCACCUGGAAGCCAAGGAUGUGGAGCUGAGGGCCGUGCUGCCCAACGGGGAUGGGACCUACCAGGCCUGGGUGGCCUUGACUGUGCCCUAUGGGGAAGAGCAGAGAUUCACCUGCUGGGUGGAGCACCCAGGCCUGGACCAGCCCAUCACUGCCACCUGGGAGCCCUCACUGUCCAGCAGCUUGGUCAUCGGAAUUGCUAGUGGGAUCACUGUUUGUGUCCUUAUCGUCUUUUUUGGAAUUUUGUACCGAAUAUUCAAGAAGAGACAGGCUUCAAGAGGAGCCCUGGGGGACUACGUCCUAGCCGAGUGCCAGUGAAGCAGCCCGUGGACUCAUCGCGGGCAGGAGACGCCACGGGAGACUCUAGGAGGGCACUGGCUUGUGGAGCUCUUCGUGUUUCAUGACGGAGUCACAUGUGACAGACAGAAACUCUGUUCUCGGCCUGCCCUGGUCAUUUCCCGACAAAGCUUCCCACCUAGGUCUUUGGGGUCCUGCAUGCCAGGGCUCCCCGGCGGCCCCCAGAACUUGCUCUCAGGGACCUCAGGCUGCUUCCUGAGAUUUGCUUGAUUUUGUCCAUUGCCUCAGACCCCCUACGCCUGUGCAAUCUGACCUCCUACCUCUGGGAAAAGCUCAUUCAAUGUGGGGACUCAGCAUUCAUUUUAGUAGCUGAGAAAAGCAGAUACUAUUCCCUCUCCCCACACACACACACCUUUUUAAAGAGGAAGUAAGCGAGGUCUAGAUGACCGCCCAGCCUGCCUGGGAUCCAGACAGGUUUCCAGCAUCCAGGCUGGGAUGCGUGGAGGUGACACGGAAGGUGCCCGCCGGGACCGCUCUGCUCUUGUCUCUGUUUCUCAGUGAGCCUCCUGCAAAUGAAACCGCAGACAACAGCUAGCUGCUCAGCGGCCUUGUUUCAGAGUCCCUGCGGGAAGGACCUGGGACGCGCCUCCCUUACUCUGCGGUCCCUCUCUGUGGCCCCUGUCCCCUCAGCCAGGGCUGUGAGUUUGGGACACAGCGCCUCCCCUCGGCCGGUGCCUCCACAGUCGGAACCUGGCAGCACUUGCCUCCACCCACGGACGUGGCCUCUCUCUUGUCAAGCCAGCAAGUGAGUAAAAAGCGGAAGCCCAGGCUGCCUCCUGUGUUGUAGAGUCUGGUUCUCCUCUCCAGUUGUGGUUGUGCAAUUAAAGACAAAUUAACCAAGCCAGACCAGUCAGGAAUUACUAGAUUUUGGGAAACUGACUCAUCUGACCUUGUUCAAAAGAAUCUUAACAUCUAGCCCCAGAUAGCAUGUGUUUACUUUACGUCACAGUGUGCAUAUCCUGCCUAACUCUGGCACAAGCCUCUGUCUUGGAAGGCAGGUGUUUCAGAAACCUGAUAUGGCUUUGAAGUUCAUUUGGUAGGCACAGAAUUUGACCAAAGAUAUCACAGCAUUUUAAAAGCUUUAUCUUUUGCUCAUAUUAUGAAACUGAUGUGAAGGAAAGUAAAAAUAAUUUAAGUAAUUUGCAAUCAUAGAAAAUUUGAAAAAUGAAUAAAAUUAGUUAUUUCAUUAGUCAGUGAUAAAUUCUUGUAACAUCUGUUAUUAAUAUAUUGAAAUACAUGUAUUCAUACAUUUAGUAUUAUUGAUACUAGUAUUAUUUACCUGUUAGUAUUAUUGAUCUUUUGAAAUAUAUGAAAUUAACAAAUACCUAUUUUAAUUAAUGUACCAUGGCAUUGUAUACUAUGAAAUUUUGCUGUUCUUGUCCUUGUGGAUAUGCUUAAUGAUUUUGUAAUGUGUGGGACAUUGACAUUGCUUUCUUGUUUUCAACAUGUUGUCUUAUGGAAUAUUUUCAUUCAAUGGUGGUAGUUAGUUAUUUUCUUCACUCUAGGAACAUGAUUGUCCAAGUUGUAGGAUGCUGGUUAUUGUAUCUACAAACCAUGCUGAAAGCAGGUCGCCAAGUUUCUGUAAUCAUCUGCUCAAAGCAGAAGAGUAAAUUACAGUUAAGUAAUGGAUUAUUUUAUAUUGGUUACAUUUCAGAGAAACGUAACACUAUUCAUUGGCAGCUAUCAGGAAUGGUUAACCUCUAUUUUCUUUCAGUGUUUCUUAGAUUACUUUGUCUGGCUUUGUUCAUUAGUUUUUAAGGCCAACUACAUUUGAAAAAUCGAAAACCUACCUUGUAAAUUAUCUCUUAUUUAGCUUGGGGUAAAACUGCACAGAUUUGGCAUUUUUCCCUACAUUUAGCAGGGAGAACGAUGCCACCUGGUGGCCAAGUCCAGUGCAUCAGGCUUAUCACAAAAUCGCAGAGCCUGGGGACUUGGAGUUUGGUGAGGGUAAAGGGCUGGAUGGAUUGGUGGUCUGGGCAUCACCUGUAGAGAAAAGACCCUAAAAAUCAGGAAAUAAGCUGGAAGCCGCUAACCUGCCGCUGGAAUCGCUGGGAUCAGAGAUUACUGCUACAUUGCGUGAACCGGGAGCAGAACAGAAGGAAGCAACCCUGGUGACCUGUGAGUCUGGUACAGCAGGUGGUGGAGGGCUGCCGGGAGGCGCUGCCACGACUGUUGUCAUAGCGCCCCCUGCAGGUACUGUGUGUGCUUUGGGCAUUAUCAAACCUUCCUCGUGGGCACACACAUUGAAAAACGGUACUGCCUCAAAAACACCAGCAUUCCUCACAAGCUAAUGCUCUUAAAAUGCCAUUUAUUUUUCUGACCACACAGGCCAGCACCCAAAUUUCAUUUCAACAUGUGUGAGCUGGCAUUUGUGAUUUUGAUUCUCUUGCAGAUUCUAGGUUAUAAUUUGUGUUCCUUUUUUGCACCAGUUACUAGUUCUUGUCUGCUAACAUAAAAUCUUAAUAAAAUGUGAACGUAUUUA